UCUCAUUGUUAGCAUGUUUUACCACCCGGUUGUCUUAAACCGUCGCUCAGGAUGUUUCUCUACGAUCUGGCUGGUUGCCACAAAAGGCAUCAAAGUCCCUCGCAGGGAUUUACUGAGAGUAGAUGUGACAAGGACUUGCAAUGACAUCAUGAACUACGUGCUGGGGCUGGUCAACCCUCCUCAGCCAGGUCUGCCCCGACCUCGCUUCUCCCUCUACCUCUCCUCUCAGCUGCAGUACGGCGUCAUCCUGGUCUACCACAGACAGUGUGCCAUCUUUCUAGAUGAGCUUCAGUUUAUGAAGGACCGGCUACUAAAACAAUGGAGCAUCACUAAAAUUGAUUUGGAAGACCACAGCAGGCAAAGAGUAGACCUGCCUGAUCCUCUGUCUGUGAUGGAGGACACUGAAGGAGCUCCAGACCCUUUAUUUGGCGAGAUGCUUCUCCACAAUGUCGUCCCCAGUCCCAGCUCACUGAUUCAGAUGAGUAAGGAAUACCUGAGAGGAGCUUCUCCUGAGCUUCCAUUGGGCAGCUCAUCUGCUUCUCUUUCACCAGACGUGCAAACUGGCAUCACUGCAUCACCAGAAAGCAUCACUCUAAGGGAGGCUGAGCCCGUUCCUGCCCCGGCUGCAGAGUUUGAGGGGGAGGAUUUUGCUGGCCACCUUGCACAAACGAUCAAUAUGCUGUUGGACCAACCCGAUGACUUUCCAGGAAGUUUGGAGCUACCAGAAGAAGAGAUGAGAGGGCAGGAGAAAGAACAGACUAAGGAAAUGACAGGAUCCACUGCAGAACUGCAGCCAACCACUGUCUCCAGUGAGGGUCCUGAGCUGCUGGCCCCGGAGCAGCAGGGUCCCCCCACAGACCAGCUCACCCCAGUCUCUGCUUCUAGGCCCCCCUCGCCGCCCUCUGCAGCCGAGGGCCAGCUCAGGAGCCCCGAGUUAGAGGAGGCCCAAAUAGAGGUGAGAAGGAAGAAAAGAAGAAGGAGGCAGCUGGUUUUCUUCGAUGCAGAGACGCAGCUCUCGGAGGAGGAGCUGCAGCGGCAGAUAGACGACCCUCUAACAGAGACCACAUCCCCUCCCCUUCACCUGCUUCCCUCUCAUAGGGUCGUACCUCCAGCAGAGCUACUCAACAAUCCCUGCAGCUUUUUGCCCAAGGAGAUUGAGGCUCUGUGGAGACAGGCUGCCACUAUAACAGAGCUGCUGGACACUGACCUCCAGGUUGGGGAGACCGGACCCGAGUCCACCGACUCCGAGAAGGAAAGAGAGCGGGAGAUGAUGGAAGUGGCAGAAAGAGAGGAGCAGAGACUCAGAGAGACUAGCACAGAGGUCCAGGAAGCAAUGAUGAAGUCGGACAUGUUGGGUACUUCAGCUGACGAUGCCUUGCCUCUGGAGGUGUCGGACCAAAGGGAGAAGUCUCGAGAGAUUUCUCCUCUGCACACAUCAGAGAGAGAAGGGUCGUCUAUCUCCACUGCAUUACCUGAUAUCCAAGAGGCGGAAGAGGAGAUGACUGAAAUGAGUUUGUUGCCAGAGUUGUUGGAGCAUGCAGAGGAGCCCAUUCUUUUUCACUCACUUUUACCAUCUGGGGUGAACCGCAGAGGUGUCAGCAACCUUUUUCACAGUCUGCUGGGUAAGGAGUUGCCAUCUUCCCCCUCAGAUUUUCCAUCACUUAUUUUAAAGACAAGUUUAUUUUGCUUCAGGAGAGAUUCUCUGAUCGAUAUGAGAUGUGUGAGAGUUUGCUAAAAGCUUGUGAGCCUUAAACCGUGACUGGAACCCAGCCAUGUUUAACCCGGUAACACUGGCUCACAGUUAAAGUUCUGUAGUUCAGCAAGAUCUGCUGCUAA
Messenger RNA from Cyprinodon variegatus (sheepshead minnow), 1836 nucleotides. Its product is annotated as meiotic recombination protein REC8 homolog. The coding region runs from base 14 to 1735 and encodes 573 amino acids. Gene Ontology annotation, molecular function: chromatin binding; protein binding. Gene Ontology annotation, biological process: synaptonemal complex assembly; replication-born double-strand break repair via sister chromatid exchange; mitotic sister chromatid cohesion. The record is from RefSeq and is a predicted model, not a curated record. Lineage: Eukaryota; Metazoa; Chordata; Actinopteri; Cyprinodontiformes; Cyprinodontidae. Gene Ontology annotation, cellular component: cohesin complex; synaptonemal complex. The transcript has 16 exons.